This is a messenger RNA of Drepanopeziza brunnea f. sp. 'multigermtubi' MB_m1, 621 nucleotides long. RefSeq lists its product as uncharacterized. NCBI's taxonomy places the organism in Eukaryota, Fungi, Ascomycota, Leotiomycetes, Helotiales, Drepanopezizaceae. The record is from RefSeq and is a predicted model, not a curated record.
AUGCUACAAUCGAAGUCUAUCCUCGCGACUUUGCUCGCCUUGGGCCUUUUCUUCAAUGGAGCUCAAGCCAUGUUGGACUUCGAGUUCCUCAAAAGACAAAUGGUCGUUGGUUAUGCAUCAGUUCCCAGAGAGCUGGCUGUUUGGAUCAACGAAAGAAACUUUCCAUAUCCAGAGCAUCCCUCAAGGGAAUUGGGAGAAGGCUUUUCUCUAGUGAACGACCCCGGUAAAUUGCAGAGAGUCGGUAGAGAAGAGGAUUGGUAUUGUGUAGUAAAAGGGAGUAAGAGAAGGAUCAGACGCGCCGGAAAACUCUACAUCCCGAACACUUACACAAGUCAAGAAACGGGUGAGGAAAUAGACUUAUGGAAAGCAAACGAACACGAUAUCAUGACGUACUCUGUGACGUUCAAAAGUUUGAAAGAACCUUUUGACGCGUUUCGCUUCGCAUGGGCGCCAAGCUCAAACGACAGGCUGCAAAUGCUUAUUCCAAAAAGAACGAUACAAUCCAUCGAUAUGAAGCUGUGGGCCCAAUGCUUUGAAACAUUAGCUGAGCUAAGGGCAUUCUCGAGCGAAAUCGUCCCAUGGUUCGAUCCAAAAAAGUGGAAAAUUGUAGGAGUCAGUUGA